Messenger RNA from Perkinsus marinus ATCC 50983, 573 nucleotides. RefSeq lists its product as hypothetical. Lineage: Eukaryota; Perkinsozoa; Perkinsida; Perkinsidae. The transcript is spliced from 8 exons. The record is from RefSeq and is a predicted model, not a curated record. The coding region runs from base 1 to 573 and encodes 190 amino acids.
AUGAACAUACAUGCUGCUGUGAAUGCUGAUCACAUUGAUGUGUAUGAGGAUGAUGCAAUGAGGGAGAUGUUCCAUGAGGUUGAUUCGAUGGAAGAUGGAGGAGUACAUGGUCUGAAUAAAAGCGCGCAAAAUUUACUAAAUGAAGGUGCACGACGGUGCGGUACACGAUAUGCAUCUAGUGAGAAUCUGGUAAAGUUGUGGGAGAACGACCAAAGUCGAAAACGCGGUCGCCGACUACUCUUACCUUCUGGAGAGGUAUCACCGAGAGUACCUGGUAGAAGAGGAUCGGCCUCUCUGAUGGUACGCGUGCAAAGUUGGUUCUCGGAUAGUGCAGGAGAUGAUGGAGAGGAGGAGACAAGCGAAGAAAAGGCCGUCCGAGUUCGUGCUUUACAGCGAGCGGAGAUUUCGAGUUGGUUUAGUGGUGCUCCUGUGGAAGCUUUGAAAAGAGGGAAUGUGAAAAUAUGGAUGGCAGAGUAUUUCUUUGAAGGAUAUGAAGUUGAUCAACUCACGCCGUCGGAGCAGGAGGAAAUGGAGGUAGUGGGGGAUGCUUGUGAUGUGAUGGAUAUUUUUUAA